AUGUCUCUCAAGCAGAACGUCCUGGCACUGAUUGCCGCCCUUCUCUUCUCCAUCACAACGGCGUCCAUGGAUUUUGCCAACACCGCUGCUCUGUCAACCAACCUCUCCCCAUCCACCGGCACGACUCCGUCAGUGGUCAACGACAACUUUUUCAAGGCCCAAGACCCAAGUGCCAUCUACUGCGAGGUCAAAAACUUCAAGACGUCCUAUCUGAGUUCUUACUCCGAGGUCGCCGACCACAUCCGGAACAUGCCUGGAAACGCCACCCUGGGCAACAAGCCCGGCGGAGGCUGGUGCUUCCGCUACAGCUGCUCAAACAGCCUCGCCAUCUACGGCUGCAACGACAACCAGGCCGACACGCAGGUCCCUUGGGCCACCAUGGCCACGUAUGCAGAUGCCAUCAAGGAGAAGUGCAAGAGUAAGAUCAAAGUUCAUGGGCACUGGAAGGAGGUGGUUCUGGGACAGGCGUUUGACGCCGGCGGCUGGAACGUGAUACUGGGUCACGAGUCGGGUUCUGGGCACGCACCCUUCGCGCUAGACUACCGCCUGGGCUGGUUGAUGCUGCAAAGAUCACUCGGCGUAGGUGAUCUCGUCAACGAGGCGGCAAAGGCUGGGUAA
Messenger RNA from Diaporthe citri, 618 nucleotides. RefSeq lists its product as uncharacterized. Lineage: Eukaryota; Fungi; Ascomycota; Sordariomycetes; Diaporthales; Diaporthaceae. The transcript is spliced from 3 exons. The record is from RefSeq and is a predicted model, not a curated record. The coding region runs from base 1 to 618 and encodes 205 amino acids.